This is a messenger RNA of Mercenaria mercenaria, 3715 nucleotides long. RefSeq names its product cell division control protein 42 homolog. The record is from RefSeq and is a predicted model, not a curated record. Gene Ontology annotation, biological process: small GTPase-mediated signal transduction. Gene Ontology annotation, molecular function: GTP binding; GTPase activity. Bases 287 to 871 code for a protein of 194 amino acids. NCBI's taxonomy places the organism in Eukaryota, Metazoa, Mollusca, Bivalvia, Venerida, Veneridae. The transcript has 6 exons.
AUUCUGUAUUGAUACAUUAAAGGUGAUGUACUUGAUUCUGUCUUUUGCUUAAAGCUUAGCGUACAGUGCUUUCGAUUAGUCAGUUCCGGAUCACUUUUAUGGUUCGAUGGAUCAAAGAAGUGUGUGGUUACAGACUCUGGUGUUAGGUUUUGAGUCACAUAGUCAACAGAUGUUUUGAAACAUUGCUGCCUUUAUAUUUAGCUUCAUCCAUCUUGAAGUCUGGAAAAUCAACCCUCGUUUCUAAGUCAGGAAGGUUUCCACUGUAAAACAUAUAAGGAAGGUUUAGAUGAAUGAUGUCCUAAACUCUACAAUGGCUGAAGUUCAUAUUGUGGUUGUAGGGGAUAACAAUGUUGGGAAGACAUCACUGUGUAUUACAUUUUCUACCGGUCAGUUUCCAAGUUUGUUCACUCCAAUGGAGUGCAAUAGAGUUCCACAUGAGAAGGAUAUGACAGUUGGUACAGAGACUGUCCAUGUGAAGUGCACUGACACAGAAGGUCAUGAAGAUUAUGAUGACACACGGCCAGAAUCCUACAGUGAUGCUGAUAUAUUCUUAUUAUGCUUCUCUGUAUCAGGACCAUCAUCUUUCCAAAAUAUAAAAACUAAGUGGAUUCCUGAGUUGAAACGACAUGCUCCAAAAGUGCCAAUAUUGCUGGUAGGAUGUAAAGAAGAUACAAGACAUGGGAAAGAAUCCAGCAAGGAUGUAAUUAAAAAAGGACAGGGGAAGAAGAUGAAGAAGGCAAUAAAAGCAUUGUCAUAUGUUGAGUGCAGUGCCUUGAAGAAAAAUUGUGUAAAUGAGUGUUUUCUAGAAGCAGUGAAAGUAGCUAAAGGUCAGUCAGAUUCUGGUGGAACGUGUGGCUGUAUAAUGCUGUGAACAGCUAAGAUUCAGGCAGAGGUGAAGGGCAAAAGCAUCUUUAUAAUCAAGAAUGCUGCUGUCAUGGAAGAAUGUUGAACAUUAUGCAUACCAUAUAUUGCUAAGUUUUAAUUAUUAACUGUAAAAUUUUUAUGCAAACAUUUUGAAAAAAAAUGUUGGACAACAUUUCUUAUACCCCCACCAUUAAAAAUGGGGGUCAGGUAUAUAGUAUUUCCCCUUAUCCGUAUGUGCAUGUGUCUGUGUAUGUAUGUUUGUGUGUGCACAAAAAAAAUGUCUGAAGAAUAACUUUGUUGUGUAUUGUCAGAUUUUGAUAUAAUUUGGCACAAAUAACCACUAUAACAAGGCAAUGUGUCGUAUCAAAAUCUAGACCCCUAGGUUAAAGAUCAUUCCGUAACUCUGUCCUUUGUCUUGGCAAAAUUAUUUCAUCAGUGAUUUUCACACAGCAGGUUAAAGAUCAUUCCAUAACUCUGUCCUUUGUUUUAGCAAAAUUAUUUCCCCUUUUUCACUUGGACAGUAUUUCUUUAAAUAUUUCUGAAACCUUUUCAUGCUUUUCAUUGAAACUUCUCAUAAACCUUUGAGAUAAAUAUGUAAGUUUACACAUUAAGUUUGAUAACUUUAAUAUUUGGAAAAUUUUCUCCUGCUUUUUGACUUUGGAAAAUGUGUCGAAGUUGAGUUUUUAGCUCACCUAAGGCGUCCGUCGUGUGUCCGUCAACAUUUUCUAAAAAAAUCUUGAAAACCACUGGGCAGAAUUACACCAAACUUCACAGGAAUGAUCCUUGGAUGGCCCUCUUUCAAAAUUGUUCAAAGAAUUGAAUUCCAUGCUGAACUCUGGUUGCCAUGGCAACCGAAAGGAAAAACUUUAAAAAUCUUCUUGUCUAAAAUCGCAAGGUAUAGAACCUUGAUAUUUGGCUUGUGACAUAAUCUAAUGGUCCUCUAUGAACAUUGUUCAAAUUGUGCCCCUGGGAUGAAAAGAGGCCCCACCCCGGGGGGUCUCAAGGUUUACAUAGUCAUAUAUAGGAAAAACUUUAAAAAUCUUCUUGUCUAAAACCAGAAGACCUAGGCCUUUGAUAUUUGGUAUGUAGCAUUGCCUUGUGGUCCGCUACCAAAAUUGUUCAAAUUAUAACCCUGGGGUGAAAAGAGACCCUGGCUCAAAUUGUUCAAGCAAGCAACUUAACUCAGGUGAGCGAUAUAGGGCCAUCAUGGCCCUCUUGUCCGAUAUGUCUAUGUAAAACUUGGGACCCCCAGGGAAGGGCCUCUUUUUACCCCAGGGGAAUAAUUUGAACAAUCAUGGUAGAGGACCACAAGGCAAUGCUACAUACCAAAUAUCAAAAGCCUAGGUCUUGUGGUUUCAGACAAGAAGAUUUUUAAAGUUUUUUUCCUAUACAAGUCUAUAUAAACCAUGUGACCCCACCCCCCUGGGCAGGGACAUAUUUCGUCCUAGGGGGAUUAUUUGAACAAACUUGUUAGAGGACCACUAGAUGAUGCUACAUACCAAAUAUCAAAGCCCUAGGCCCUUUUGUUUUUGACAAGAAGAUUUUCAAAGUUUUUCUCUAUGUAAGUCUGUAGAAACAAUGUGACCCCAAGGGCGGGGUCAUAUUAUAUCCUAGGGGGAUAAUUUGAACAAUCUUUGUAAAGGCCCAUUAGAUGAUGCUACAUACUAAAUAUCAAAGCCCUAGACCUUACGGUUUUGGACAAGAAGAUUUUCAAAGUUUUUCCCUAUAUAAGUCUAUAUAAACCAUGACCCCUGGGGUGGGGCCAUAUUUGACCAUAGGGGGAUAAUUUGAACAAUCUUGGUAGAGGCCCACAUGAUGAUGCUACAUACCAUUAUCAAAGCCCUAGGCCUUGUGGUUUUGGACAAGAAGAUUUUUAAGUUUUUCCUUUCAGUUGCCAAGGCAACCAGAGUUCUGUACAGAAUUCAGUUCUUUGAACAAUUUUUAAGAAGACCAUACAAAGAUCAUCCCUGUGAAGUUUCAUCAAAAUUGGCUUGGUGGUUUAGGAGGAGAUGUUGUUUAAAGGAAAGUGUGGACGGACGGUGGGCGAUCACAAUAGCUCACUCUGAGCCUUUGGCUCAGGUGAGCUAAAAAAACUUUAAAAAUCUUCUUGUCUGAAACUGCAAGGCCUAGGCAUUUGAUAUUUGGUAUGUUGCAUUGCCUUGUGGUCCUCUAUCAAAAAUAUUCAAAUUGUGCCCCUGGGAUGAAAAGAGCCCUUCCCGGGGGUUCUCAAGUUUUACAUAGACUUAAUAUAGUCCUGUUCAAUAAGGUUGUUACUUCCCUUGCGUGAGUUGUCGUAUUGAUAAAAACUACUUCCGGUGAGCAAAAAAAAUAAAAUCAGAAAAUGGCAACGAACAAAGGAAUUGGGGGUUUAUUUAAGAGAUAGAGGUGCACAUGUGUCAAGAAAUAGGCCGGAAUUAAUAAAACGUGCUAAAGGACUUGUUAAAUUAGGUACAAGGCCACUUUGUGAAAUAAAAAUCGAGGACGAUCAGCGCUACAAACGACAAUCAGAACUUUUUUGUACUCCUCACCGGAACCCAAGACUCCUUUAUAUGGACUUUGAAGGGACAUUCUAAUGAAAGGAUCGAAUUUGCAUUUGGAAUGAAAUGUUGCCAAAAUUAAUUUCAUUCUGCAAAGUAGCAUUCACUCCAGAGUUGUUUUCAGAGCGUGUAUUACGGGGAAAAUCAUUGUAUUAAAUUUGAAAAAGAAUGAACAUUUGUCUACAACUACUAACAGGUAAAUGUUAAAUUUCAUUAUGUCUUACUGUAAACAAUGUUUCAGUGAUUUGUUACUAAAUACUUAACUGUCUAACUUUUGUACUGUUUCUAUGUAAAUAAUUAAAUGUCAUAAAGUA